Messenger RNA from Dentiscutata erythropus, 885 nucleotides. Lineage: Eukaryota; Fungi; Glomeromycota; Glomeromycetes; Diversisporales; Gigasporaceae. The record is from the annotation of a GenBank genome assembly.
AUGGACGAAGUCCAAGGAAAACGUGUAAAAACUCAUGACACUAGGUCAAAGUCUAUUAACAAAGGAGAGAACAUAAACAUCAUUCAAGAAAGCCCAAUAACUAGGAUAAACACAGAACAAGGACAGGAACUAAUCGUAGCUACCUCAAAUAACAAGUCGAUUGAUUGGUCAGAGGAUGUGGACUUGGAGUUCUCUGUGGGUGAAGACCCAACAGACACGAGCUCAAGUAACUCUGACGAAACGGAAAAUUCGUCGGGAAAUGAGAAAGAACUUUCUGGAAAGAUAAUGGAAAGUUCUGACAUAAUGAAUAUUGAUAUGCAGAAUGAUAAUCUAAAUCAGGAUUUGGGUGGAACUACGCCAAUUUCAGAAAAAAAAGUCAUUAGAACACAAAAGUAUAAGGAAACAACCGAAUCUAUAACGUAUAGCGAAAAUAACCCAUACUUAUCAGAGGGAAUACAAGAUUCAAGCAUUGAGUCUAGUACUGAUAAUCGUGAGUUAGCGAGUGAAGAAAAUGAAAGAAAUUCAGAACAAGUGACGAAUAAAACAGUUGUUAAUGAUCGACCCAAUAAACAAGUACAAGACACCCUCAACUUACCACAUACUUCUGAAGGAGAAGAAGGAAAAAUAGUUGAUGUUUUGAAUAAUGAGUUGGUGGAGACAAGUGGGUCUGAAGAUGUGGGUCAAGUGCACAAGGAAGAUGUCGACAUGGAAUUAAUAGCAGAAAUGAUGAUAAAUUCGAAACAAGCAGUAAAUGAGGAAGGUUUCAUACAAGUAACUAGCAAACGAAAUAGAAAAAAAACCAGUACUCUGGUAGCAGAUAAAAGGAUUUCUCCUUAUGGGAAAAAUAAAGAUGCCAAGAAAGGCAGGGCUUCGUCAGGUAAAUGA